This is a messenger RNA of Sciurus carolinensis (gray squirrel), 936 nucleotides long. It is a transcript of the gene Dnajb7, whose product is annotated as DnaJ heat shock protein family (Hsp40) member B7. Gene Ontology annotation, molecular function: Hsp70 protein binding; ATPase activator activity. Gene Ontology annotation, cellular component: endoplasmic reticulum membrane; cytosol. The record is from RefSeq and is a predicted model, not a curated record. Bases 1 to 936 code for a protein of 311 amino acids. Gene Ontology annotation, biological process: protein refolding; positive regulation of proteasomal ubiquitin-dependent protein catabolic process. Lineage: Eukaryota; Metazoa; Chordata; Mammalia; Rodentia; Sciuridae. The transcript has a single exon.
AUGGUGGAUUACUAUGAAGUUCUCGGAGUACAGAGAUAUGCUUCACCCGAGGACAUUAAAAAAGCUUAUCGUAAAGUGGCACUUAAAUGGCACCCUGAUAAAAAUCCAGAAAAUAAAGAAGAAGCAGAGAGAAAAUUCAAAGAAGUAGCUGAGGCAUACGAGGUAUUAUCAAAUGAUGAAAAACGGGACAUUUAUGAUAAAUAUGGCAAGGAAGGAUUAAAUGGUGAAGGUGGAAGUCAUUUUGAUGAUGAAUAUGAGUAUGGCUUCAUAUUCCGUAAGCCAGAUGAUGUCUUUAAAGAAAUUUUUGGGGAAAGGGACCCAUUUUCAUUUCACUUCUUUGAAGACUCACUGGAGGACCUUUUAAAUAGUCCAAGAAGUUUCUAUGGGAGCAGAAGAGGUGCAGAAUGCUUUUUCUCUACUGCCAGUGAACAUCCAAUUUCUGAGAGAUUUUCUUUCUAUGAUGCAGGAUAUAGACCAUAUAAUUUACUGGGGCCUGAGGGCCUUCCUUCAUUCUCUUCCGUGGCAUUUGAUGACAGUAGGAUGGGCAGCUAUAUAUCUGUUACAACUUCAGGCAAAAGAAUUAAUGGCAGAAACAUUAAUACGAACAAAAUUUUUGAGAACGAUCAAGGAAUAGAAGACAUACAAGAUGAUAGUGAGUUGAAAUCCUUCUUUGUAAAUGGUGUAGCAGAUGAAGAAAGCUUUCCAGAAGAAUGCAGCUGCAGCAGACAGUCAUUUAACAAUUACUCACCUAAUUUCUAUAGCACCAAACAUGUGCCUCAAUAUACUUUUGUGGACAAUGAUGAGCAAGGUAUACCUUGCAUUACCAGCAACCGGGAUCCCUCUAUUUUCUCAGCAGGAUUCAAAGAAGAUGGUAAGAGGAAAAAAAAGAAGCACAAAGAAGUGCAGAAAAAGAAGUCAACCAAAAGGAAUCUCUAA